Molecule: messenger RNA, 1737 nt
Organism: Heterostelium album PN500
Lineage: Eukaryota; Evosea; Eumycetozoa; Acytosteliales; Acytosteliaceae
Exons: 3
Coding region: 1-1737 (578 amino acids)
Biological process (GO): symbiont-mediated killing of host cell
Molecular function (GO): toxin activity
Source: RefSeq, a predicted model, not a curated record
AUGAAAUAUUUUUAUUUAAUAUUUAUUUUAUUUAUUACAUUAUUUAUAAAUUAUAAUGAUGCUGCUAGUAAAUUCCAAGUACCAUCAAAAAGAGUGUAUAUGAAUACUCAGAACAAUUGGUUCAAUAAUAUUUUAUUGAAUGGAAAAAUUGAAGUUCCAAAAGAAUCUGACGAUAUCACUUUGAUGGAAUACUACAGAAUGCUUUCGGUUAGUUUGUAUUCCAGAAAUGAAAACGUUUUAUCUGUCAUUCUCGAUGAGAUUUGGCAUUCAGUUUUUAUCAAUGAAACUGCGCCAUAUGGAAAUGGUGUAUCGUUGCCAUUCUUAUCCAUGAUGAGAGAUCUCAUUGAUGAAACUACCACUCUCUACGAUACAACCAAUACCCGUGCCAAGUUUGAUUUAAUCUAUCAAUAUACCACCGAGUUCCGUACUGCCAUUGACAACUUCAAGUUGAAUCCACGUGCUCUUGGUGCCGUCCGUGAAUCAUUCGAACAACUCGAGGAGCUUUUCACGACACAACUUACCGACGGCGUAGGAUUCCGUAAGCCAGCCAAGCAACUCCAACAAAUUCCAAUAUUCACUCUUACUGCUACCAGUCAUUUAUUCAUGCUGUCAGAGGUCAUUCGUUAUGGACAGAGUUGGGGAUACACAGACACCGAGCUGCUUGCCUACCAAUCAAAAUUAGACCUUAAACUAAGAGAGUAUCUCGAGUAUGUCAGUGAUACCUAUGACGUAGGAGCUUCAGCACUCUUUGAAGGUGUCGAUCCAGAGGAUAUGAAUGCCGACGACUAUGAGGUAUUUAUUCAAUUCAAAAAUGUAUACAUUCAAACUGUAUCCGAUUUUGCAAUGAACUGGUGGAUGAUGGAUUCAAAAUUAAAGAGUGGAACAUACGCUGAAAGAGUUCGUUACCUCUUCUCUGAUAUCGUUGGAUUCAAUGUUGAUCCAGAUGUAUCGGAUUUCAAUGGAUAUUACAAUCCGACUUUCGAUAGAGUCUUGGAGAUGGCAGAAUCCGCUGAUAUCAAUCGUUUCAGAGGUAUUUUGAAUUCCGCUGUAUUUGAAUAUCAAGACCAACAAUUUAUCUUGUCUGUAAAAUCGUUGUUCACAGACCCAGCCGACUAUACAUCUCAGUGUAAUUCCACCAGCGCCAAAGUAUGUACCAAUUAUUAUAUUUCCAACCGUGGAUCGCUUUUCAAUGCAACCGAGCAAUUUGGAAACCACAAGAUCGGUAACAUCUUUGGUUGGAAUCUCAACACCCGUGCUCUCAGCUAUCCAGUUCCCGAUGCACUGACCGUUGCUUUCUUACCAUCGGAAGUAUUCGCCAACAACCUCAUUGUCAAAUCCAUCGCGACGGUUGUCAAUGCCCAAAAGUAUUUGAGUCAAGACGGUACUGCUUUUCUCUCUGCUGAUUACAAUAAUUUACCAGGCAGCCACGUAAUGAUGCUCGACAACCAGACAUCGAUCACCUACCGAUUGGACUCUGCUUACAGUACACCAACUACAUUCUCGCUUUCACUGCACUGUAUACUCGCCGAUAAAAGACCAGCUAGCAUCACCAUGUUAGAUCACACCCAAACUCCAGUGGCAACAUACGCACUCAGCUACACACCAUUCCCACAGAUUCUCUCAGCCAAUCCAUCGUACAACAUCACCUUACAUCCAGGUGAACUAAACAAUGAUUUCACCUUUAUCGUAAAUGGUGGUCAAGUUGCUUUACAAUCUUUAGUUUUAACUCCACUCUAA